CAUCCUUGUCAUCGAUGCACCGGGAGCCGUUCUGUCAAACAAUAGAAGCGAACCGUGUCCGUCGUGCCGUGACAGCGAGUUAAUCCCGUCGUCGUUGGGGGCAUGGGAGACGGCAAGGAGGGCGAGCGGCAGCCGCUGCUGAAGAACGAGAACGUCACGUAUAGCUCGCACGGCAACGAUGCCGUCGGCGAUGCGAUCGACGAGACGCAGUCGACGGUGCACACCGUCUCCACGAUCGGGCCGGACGAGCUGCCGCCGCCGUACCAGUCCGCGAUCCAGGGCGGCAUGCCGAUGGUCACCUGCAGGGUUUGCCAGGCGAUGAUAGACAUUUCCGGCAAGAGGGAUCAGCACGUCGUUAAGUGUUGUCAGUGUAACGAGGCCACGCCGAUACGAAAUGCCCCACCCGGAAAGAAGUACGUACGAUGUCCGUGCAAUUGUCUGCUCAUAUGUAAGAGCUCCUCGCAGCGUAUCGCCUGCCCCAGGCCAAAUUGUAAACGUAUUAUCAAUCUGGCACCGAGCCCCAUUACGCCGCCGGUUCUGUCAAUGCCGGGCAUGUGCAGGGUGGGAUGUGCCCAUUGCCAUGACACAUUCUUGUUUAACACGUUAAAUAACGCUUUGGCUCGAUGUCCACAUUGCCGUAAGAUAUCUUCCGUUGGUCCAGACUUUGCUAGAGGAAGAGGGAUUGUAUUCAUUAUCGUCGGGAUUAUAGCCUUAGUAAUUGCUAUAGCUGUAACGGUCGGGACCUAUAAAUAUGUAAAAACAAACGGAGGAAUUUAUGUAGCUUAUAUUGGUGCAUUUCUAUUGGCGCUCUUAUGCCUGGGUCGCAGCAUUUAUUACUGUACGAUGAAGAUCAGUUUGAUAGAGGGUCCCAUGUAGUCUCCCAAACAGCAGUGAGCAACCGGUAAUAUAAAUCGAAACCCACUGAGAGAUGAAUGUCAUGUAAUCUAUUUAGAACAAAAUGUUUAUAGCAAUGUGACAUUUCAAGCCCUUUUGAGGCAAGAACGAGUAUAUAGGUAUAUUAUACACAUGGCCAUAUGUGCGUAUGCAGAUCUGUAUUGUUUAUUAUAAUGCAUGUAUACAUUCUUAUAUAAUACGCAUACACAUAUGAAUGUGUUUCGCGAUCGGGAAGAAAGCAAACGUUUGCGAGGCUUUCCUCAGGUAAGCUAACGAUCGUAGGAAAUCUCUCUCGGGAAGCCUGUAUUUUACGAAGAAUAAAUUGUUCCUAUGCACUUUUAUAUGUGCAAGCAUAGGAGCAAUAGCUAUGGGCUCUCGCGAGUUUUAUUUUACCUACUGACUAGAGAAUACGCUCUAUAUUCAAAUAUACGUACACACAUGCUUUCUAUAACACAUUACGCGUAUUAAGUGCACACAGAUGGAAUCAAAGUGCAAAUGUGCUCAUAAUAUUCCAAUCGUACGUACGAAGUAAGUUUUAAAACCCAUAUACGGGUCUGUACGAAUCUGUUUUUUAAAUUUAUUCCUAUAUUCUAUAUAAAAGCAUCUGUAUUAAGAGCAUAAAAAAAUCGCAUUGUUUCAAAUAAAUUUCUGGGUUUAUAUCGAUUUUGUAGCAACACAUGAAUGAAACUACGUGGGAGAUACUAAUGUAUAUAUUAAUAAUAUAAAUAAUGCACUUAGUGAGAUAAAAAUCCAAAUAUAGAAUUUCCCUGGUUAUUACGUGAAGAAUACUGUAAGAUGUUUUGAGUUUUCGCUGUAAAGUACACGUGAUAUCAUCGGUCAUGAAAUAUAGUCUUAUUGAUUAGGUUUUCGUGUCAUAUACCUUUUAUAAUCUGCAAUACUCUUUCAAAAUGCAACUUCUUUCUAGGCAACUCUUUCUAAACAACUAUUCUCAACUCUAUACAUAUAAGUUUCCUUAUCACAUAAUGGAGGAUAUGUUAUACUACUUGUUGAAAAAAUAAAUUCCGUUUGGUAAAAAACUAA
Molecule: messenger RNA, 1935 nt
Organism: Temnothorax curvispinosus
Lineage: Eukaryota; Metazoa; Arthropoda; Insecta; Hymenoptera; Formicidae
Product: type 1 phosphatidylinositol 4,5-bisphosphate 4-phosphatase
Exons: 6
Coding region: 103-876 (257 amino acids)
Biological process (GO): phosphatidylinositol dephosphorylation
Cellular component (GO): plasma membrane; phagocytic vesicle membrane; late endosome membrane
Molecular function (GO): phosphatidylinositol-4,5-bisphosphate 4-phosphatase activity
Source: RefSeq, a predicted model, not a curated record